GGGAAUAUAUUAAUAGUUCUCUUUUUAGCCGAACCCGCCGAGCCGAGGUCAGUGUGCCGCCGAGGUGGCCGUCAACAACACCUCCGGGGGAACGUGAGGUCAUCUGUGGGCUGCUGGGCGGUGGCGAGGGAGGAAAAUGUCGAAGGAGGUCUCCCGCGAGGUGAUCGAGUCCAUCAAGAAGCAGCAAGCCGAGACACAGAAACGCCUCCAGCUAGCCAACCAACACAUCAACACCUUGUACACGCAGGUUCAGGACUUAGAAUUCCAGUUCAAAAUGGCGAUCGUCAACAAGAAACACUCGGCGCGUUACAACCUACGGCAGAAGCUAGCGGUCAUCAUGGGCCUCAAGAUUGUCUACCUCAACUACUGCUCAGUGAAGUCGCAGGAGCUGGAGAGCAUCAACCGAAGACUGCGCGUUCUGACCGACCGAGAGGAUGACGAGGCAAUGGAUACCGACUCCAAUGAAAAUGAGGAACCUAGCACUGCCAUUCUCGAGAUGUAGAGUCGUGAUUUUAUGUACUUGCGGAGUCUCGAGUGUUUUCCUGACGCGAGUUUAGUUUUCGUCUACCUGUUAAGACUCAAGGUGCGUUUUGUUACGUUUGAGGUGUGCCGAGACUAACCUCCACUUCGUACUGUGACGCGAUUUCUCCGCGAAGCCUCGAGGUUAUGAUUUAGUUCACCCGUAAAGACUCAGAGGUGA
Molecule: messenger RNA, 700 nt
Organism: Eriocheir sinensis (Chinese mitten crab)
Lineage: Eukaryota; Metazoa; Arthropoda; Malacostraca; Decapoda; Varunidae
Exons: 3
Coding region: 137-502 (121 amino acids)
Source: RefSeq, a predicted model, not a curated record